This is a messenger RNA of Linepithema humile (Argentine ant), 3633 nucleotides long. Lineage: Eukaryota; Metazoa; Arthropoda; Insecta; Hymenoptera; Formicidae. The record is from RefSeq and is a predicted model, not a curated record.
CGCAGUUGGGAGAAAACAAGCGGCAGACGGCCUGCUGUUGUCGCGUAACGUACCCUUUUUCUCAUUAAGUUUUGACGAACGAGAGAUCGUCAAUAAAAACGAGAGUUUAAUGACCCUAUGCGGCUCGGAAUCAUGAUUGAUCUGGAUGUAGUGCAACGUUAUGGUGACUGAAGUGAGACUGGACGAUGAUGAUACAGAGCUCGAGUGGAGAAUAUAAUAGUGUGAAAAAAACUGACGUUCGAUAAUACGCGCGAUAAGUUCGUUGAACUCUUUUAUCUAUCUAGGGUUGCAAUUUGAAAAUAUUUUUUCAUUCUGUUAAAGCAACUUGCGUGCGCUUAAAAAUCACUGCAGCGGAAGAUGAUGCGGGUCGAGUGAUUAAUGCGGAUUUUGUGUUGCACACGUCAAAUCAGCAGCUCGUCUUUGUGAACGUUGAAUUUUUACAAAUCCAUGAUCGUAAAGGAACUUUCUCCCGUCUCCAAGUUUCAAACACCCCUGCUCUGCCGGGGGAUCUUCCUGCGUGCGUUGUAUUGUUUCCGCUGCAGCUGGAUGCGGCGCCGAGAAGGAUCAUAAAAGAUGCACGUUUGAAAAGGGAGGACACGUUGGCCGUAGAUUUUCGCGCCGUGCUGGGUGCUUAGCAAUUUUCAAUCGCCGAUUGCAUGUGGGUCACGAGUUGCAUCGGCCACAGCUAACGAGAUAGAAGGUUUACCGAGCCAAGAGGAAAAAAAUGUGGAGCUCGGUUACCGCGGCUGGUACUGAAAACGGGCCAGCACCACCUUCGAGAAGCAAGCAUAGUGCCACCUUACUUGCUGGUCACGUAUACCUUCUCGGUGGUCGAAAUGGAAAUCUACCUCUCAAAGAUCUCUGGCGAUACAGUCUUGCGGAGAGCAAGUGGGAGGAAUUGCAUCCGGGAGGUGAAAGACCGCCGGCUUUGCAGGAGCACAGCGCGGUGGCUUAUAAAGAUUGCCUCUACGUUUUCGGAGGUGAACUGGGUUUCUCCGCCGGAACGGAAACGCCGCUUUGGGUUUAUAAUGUCAAGACAAAUAUCUGGAGAAAGGUGAGAGCUCAACGGGGUUGUGCAGUUCCUAGAGGCCGACGAGGUCACACCGCUUUGGUACAUCGCGGACAAAUGCUCAUAUACGGCGGUUAUCAAGAUCUACGUGGAAGCUCUUCCGAAUUAUGGGCUUUUCAUUUCGAGACUGAAUCGUGGCACUUGCUCUCAUCGAGCGAAAAGAGAAACGAUUGCUGGCGAUGGGACGUCAACAGCGCGUCGUGGUCCAUGCUGAAGAAUAAACCGGGCCCCGGGCCUCUUCACGGUCACGCGGCGUGCAGACUGCCGAGCUGCAUGCUGAUCUUUGGCGGUGAGAGCGGCGGUUCGGCAACGAACGAGCUUUGGAGGUUUCAUUUCGGCACAGAGACCUGGGAGAAGUUGUCAGUACCAGGACCAAAGCCGCAACCGAGAGCCGAAAGCGUCGCUCUUGCGGUAUCUGAACUGCUGAUACGCGGAACAAACGUGGACAAUCCGAAGCCGAGACCGAGGAAUCAAAGACCUAGGCUCUCCAGCACUAGGAUAUCGCCGAGUGAAACACCCUCCGCCAGACCGAGCUUCCUCAAGGAAAUUUCGAAAUUGUCGCAAAUAAAUCUAUCGAGGCUCAGUCAUCCGACGAAGUGCAGUUAUACGGUUCUCAGUGGACACGACGACAACGAAGAGAGUCCUCAAGAGCAGGUGGACGUCGAAGUGGUCGAACCAUCCACGGGUAUGGUAAAGUCUCGCAGUGCCAACACGCUGGCUCGCCGAAGGCAAAAAGUGUCGGAGGGAGCGCCAAGAACGGUUGACGUCAGCAACACUAACAAUACCGCCAUUUCUGGUAUGACCAGAGAUCCUAUUUCGGUGCCAAAUUUUCGUGCUUUGACGCUACCAACUCCUGUUCUCACGCCUGUAGAGGCCGCCAGAUUGGUCUUCGUAGACCCGGAUGAGAAUAGCGACGAAGAGCGCAAGGAACCGCCCACGUCGAGGUUGAUCGAAGUUCAAGAAGAAAGGCGAGAUUUCGCAGCAGUGCAUCAAGCUUGUCAACCCACCCGCGGCGAGAGCUACAGUUCACAUCUGUACGAAGCCGCUCUACAAACACCCAAAACACCGACCACGACGAAGAUUCCCACAUCUGCCUCCGUCAGAUUCGCCGAUCUCGAGGAAGGGGAGGAAUCGACGUCGGAUUACGCGAGUAUCGAGGCGAGAAGUCCGGGCGAUCCGCUCGCGGACGACGACUGGGUAUCCGGAAAGAGGUCCAAGUCGCACAGACCGAUCGUCGCCUCGUCGACGAUACGAGAGGGUCAAUUCGGUUUCUGCAAUCCGAAUUAUCUCGGUCUGGAUGAAACGAGUGGCCAUCAUCACCAUCACCAUCAUCAUCAUCAUCAGCAGCAGCAGCAGCAGCAGCAGCAGCAGCAUCAUCAGCAGCAGCAGCAGCAUCAUCAGCAGCAUCAUCAUCAUCAGCAGCAGCAUCAUCAGCAGCAGCAUCAUCAUUCUUCUGCUUUUCCUUCUCAUCAUCCUCAUCAUCAACAUCAUCCUCAUCAUCAACAUCAUCAUCAUCAACAACAACAACCAGAUGGAAAGUAUGCCAAAUUACUCAACAGCCCGCCCGACAGCGUGCUGGAGGAUGAGCCUGGAAGAUCGGCUUCGCAAACGUUCGCGGAACUCUUGGAGCUUCAGGAGAUCAAGAGGACACCCCGAACGCCACCGAAGAGCCUGCCUCUAGGUUCGCCAUCGAGAAGAGCGGUGAGUGCGUCGCGAGCUGAGAGGCAGAGAGCGAAGGUGGCAGCGGUGGGCGAUGCGACCGAUGUUAAAACAACGCCUUCCUACGGGCCGGCGCCCUUGUACGUUUUUUUGGUCGGCGGCAAAGAAAAGGGUCAAGUCACGGUGUUCGCCAGACCGGUCUCUCUCUGGAAACUACAGCUGGCGCCGCAUAUCUUCUAAGGAUGAUUGAUGGUACACUUUAGUUGAGUCAUCCGCGCACCGUUAGUGAUAAAGGAAAGCGUUCGCGCAAUCCAAUUUCCGUUGAUGUGAUGUCUUGCAAAUAUUCUCUCAUAGUCAAAUCAAAGCGUUUGAGAAAAAUCGACUUUUUAUAUAUUUAGUCUUAUUUAUUUGAUUAUUAAAGUUGAACGUCGUUAACUUUAUAUGUGUUCUUCGUUACAGAUCGUAUAUGUUUCCUAAUUAAGUUGCUAUUAAAUUACGUGAGGUUGUGUGUUAACUUUUUUUGCCCGUUAAAGUUUGUUCGUUACUUGCUAUUGCCAUUUGCAUUAUGCGUUGUACGCUCAACCGUAUAAAAAAGUAUGUAAAAAAGCAAGGAAUCGAAACCAGAUAUGACGCGUGACGUAAGCCAGAGUAAAUGCCAUGUAUCAAUGCGCAAUUCGGAAGUAUGUUUCAAGAGAAAUUUUAUUGCCCAGAAAGUAAAUUUAUUAUAAAAGAAUAAUGUAAUCACUGGUUGGGUAAGAAAUGUAGAAGUCUUCAUUUUUUAUUUAAUAAUGUGCCGAUAGAUCAAAUAGAUAGAUAAUAAUGAGUACGUAUUUAUAACUUAGAUAUUAAAUUUAUAGAAAAUUCUUUUAUCACAUUGUUAUUUUUACGUAUUUAUUCUUUUUUAA